Triplophysa rosa is the source of this 5819-nucleotide messenger RNA. It is a transcript of the gene tmtc2b, whose product is annotated as transmembrane O-mannosyltransferase targeting cadherins 2b. Gene Ontology annotation, molecular function: mannosyltransferase activity; protein binding. Gene Ontology annotation, biological process: protein O-linked glycosylation via mannose. The coding region runs from base 321 to 2834 and encodes 837 amino acids. Gene Ontology annotation, cellular component: endoplasmic reticulum membrane. The transcript has 12 exons. The record is from RefSeq and is a predicted model, not a curated record. Lineage: Eukaryota; Metazoa; Chordata; Actinopteri; Cypriniformes; Nemacheilidae.
CAAUCACGACGUUAUUCGGCGUCCACUAUGCAUCAUCUUAACACUUCGUGUGUAAGGACGUGCAAACACUGUCGCCCGUACUGUAAAUACUGUACACGUAUCAUCCCGGAUCAACGCGAUUCUCCUCCCAAAUAACAUGGGUUAAGAGGAAGGUGUCUGGAUAAUUCAUUUAAACACUUCGCAAGGAUGGGGACUCGGACAUUCUGUUUUGGCAGGCGCAUCUUGACAAAGGCGCAAAGAGAAAUUGAAGAAGGACUUUAAUAUCAUCCUUCUAUCCUUUCGUUUCCUUUCCUUCUUUUCUUUUUUUCGGUUUUUGAGAGAUGAUCGCAGAGUUGGUGUGCAGCGCCGUGGCACUGGUCCUGUAUGUCAACACACUGGACGCUGAUUUCUGCUACGAUGACAGCCGUGCUAUCAAAACCAACCAAGACCUUCUCCCCGAAACGCCUUGGUUCAACGUCUUCUACGAUGACUUCUGGGGGACGCUCCUCACUCACAGCGGCAGCCACAAGUCCUACCGGCCGAUCUGCACCCUCUCCUUCCGUCUCAACUACGCCCUGGGUGGCUUGGACCCUUGGGGAUACCACCUGAUCAAUGUGGUUCUCCACUGUGCCACGACGGCUCUGUUCUCCAGCCUUUCAAAGCUGCUGCUGGGGUCGGGCUGGUGGAGCCUGCUGGCUGGGCUUCUCUUCGCAGCUCACCCCAUCCACACGGAGGCCGUGGCGGGCGUCGUGGGACGGGCUGACGUGGGCGCAGCACUCUUCUUCCUUUUGGCCCUGCUCUGUUACAUACGACACUGCUCUCUGAGGACCAGCGGUGCCCGCAGGGAGAGCUGGAUGUGGUUUUUGGGCUCGCUAACUUGCGCUGCCUGUAGCAUGCUGUGGAAAGAGCAGGGCGUGACGGUGCUGGCUGUGGCGGCCGUGUAUGACUUGUUUGUCUUCCAUAGGAUGAAGUUGCAGCAGGUUCCUACACUUUUUUUUAAGAAGAAAAAUCUGCACCUGCUCUUCAGCGUGUUUCUGCUCGGCUUCUGGGGAAUCGUCCUUCUCGCUUGCCGCCUCUACUGGAUGGGCAACAAACCGCCAAACUUCUCCAACUCGGACAACCCCGCAGCCGACUGUCCCUGUUUCCUAACUAGGAUGCUGACAUUCUUUUACCUCCCUGCCAUGAACGUCUGGCUCCUCCUUUGCCCUGAUAUGCUGAGUUUUGAUUGGUCAAUGGACGCUCUGCCACUUCUGAGGAGCCUUGCCGAUUGGAGAAACAUCCACAUUGUUGCCUUCUACGCCUCGCUUUCGGCACUGGUGUGGUUUGGACUUUGCAGUAGCGCCACCAAAGGCAAGGAGACCAAUGGCAAAGCCCAUCAUGUAGCAAACGGGAAGCCCACUAAUGGACACAGUUGUAGCUCUGAACAUGAAAACUCAACGUUUUACUCAAACUCAGUGCAGAUGAAUGGAAGCAAUGGCACUGCCAAACACUAUUCGUCGACAUUGCCCACCACUGAGAGUUUGGUUGUGUUCUCAUUGGGUCUGUUGGCUAUUCCCUUCCUCCCUGCCACCAACCUGUUUCUCUACGUGGGCUUCGUGGUGGCCGAACGUGUACUGUACAUCCCUAGUAUGGGCUUCUGCCUGUUGGUAGCAGUAGGGAUGAGAUGUUUAUAUGUCAAACUGAGAAGAAAACUCUCCAGAGAUUUGGUGCUGGGCUGCUGUGCAGCCUUGGUUCUUCUUUUUGGGAUUAAAACCGUAUUGAGGAACCGCGACUGGCGGAAUGAGGAGAUGCUGUACAAGUCUGGGAUAUCCGUGAACCCUGCUAAAGCCUGGGGUAACCUGGGAAACGUUCUCAAGAACCAGGGGAAGGUUGCGGAGGCUGAGCAGGCGUACAGGAACGCUCUGUACUACCGCAGAAAUAUGGCCGACAUGCUGUAUAAUCUGGGUCUCUUGUUACAGGAACACAACAGGUUCUCAGAGGCUCUCCAUUACUAUAAGCUGGCCAUUGGGAGCAGACCAACUCUGGCUUCCGCUUACUUGAACACAGGGAUUGUCCUGAUGAACCAGGGCCGCCUAGAGGAGGCGAAACGGACCUUCCUCACCUGCGCUGACAUCCCAGAUGAGAACCUGAAGGAUCCUCACGCACACAAGAGCUCCGUCACCAGCUGUCUUUACAACCUGGGAAAGCUUCUGCACGAGCAGGGUCACCAGGAGGAGGCCAUAUCUGUGUAUAAAGAAGCAACACAGAAGAUGCCCAGACAGUUUUCCCCACAGAGCCUUUACAAUAUGAUGGGAGAGGCCUACAUGAGACUCAACAAACUCACAGAGGCCGAGCAUUGGUAUAAGGAAUCCCUCCGAGCCAAACCGGACCAUAUACCUGCACACCUCACAUACGGCAAGCUGUUGGCCAUGACGGGUCGCAAAGCAGAAGCGGAGAAAUUCUUUCUCAAGGCGAUCGAGCUUGAUCCCAUGAAAGGAAACUGCUAUAUGCAUUAUGGUCAGUUUUUGCUGGAAGAGUCUCGGCUUUUGGAGGCUGCUGAGAUGGCGGAAAAGGCAGCACGUUUGGACAGUGAAGAAUUUGAUGUGGUUUUCAGUGCAGCUCAUAUGCUCAGGCAAGCCAGUCUCAAUGAUGGCGCUGAGAGGUUCUACAUACAGGCGGCCAACCUGAGACCCAAAUAUCCAGCAGCUCUCAUGAACCUCGGGGCCAUCCUCCAUCUCAACGGUAAACUUCAAGAAGCAGAGGCCAAUUACCUUCGAGCCUUACAGCUGAAGCCAGACGACACCAUCACACAGUCCAACCUGAGGAAGCUGUGGAACAUCAUGGAAAAACAGGGCUUGAGGACCUUGGCUCCUUGACUUUGCAUAGCUUUGACUAUUGAACACCUUCGCUGAAGUUUAAAGUGAGAUGUUCUCAGCGGUGAGGUAAUACGGAGUAAGGAAGCCCUCAAAACCUUGUUUACCUCACUGGAUUCUCAAUGUUAAUGGAGCACCCACGUCUGGUAUAAUAGAGAGCUUCUGUAAUGCUCUAGAACCGCCGAGCACAUCUGCUCUGCAUCCUCAACUGGAGUCUUGAACUUGAAGUGGCCCAUCGAUACAUACUUGAAGUGUCACGACAAAUGAGAUUUUUAUUAUCUGACACGCAAUAGUCUUGAAGGGCAAUAUUUGUCCCAAGGCUGUAUAAAAGUCCCAUGAGCAUGUACAGUACGUUAACAAGUUCUUUGAUCCUUAUGAUUUGAAUCAUUAAUAUUUAAUGAGUUCAUUGUGGCUCACGGACGAAACAUUAGCGUUGAAUUUUAUGAGCCGAUGCGUUUAAAUUGGUUAAAUAGUUAAAUAGACCACAGUUGUACGUUUUUUCCACCAACUGUACAAAACAAAGUUAAGUUUGCGCGUUCGAUAUCUGAAGUCAUGGUUCGAGAAGGAUUUAUAGCGGAAUGCAAAUUUUGAACUAAUGAAACCUACAGUAUUUUUAUAUAGUCCAUCAAUGUCACAUCUAUUCAGUCACGGUGCACCCACAUUUAAUAAAUGGCUACGAGGAUCAUGAAUUGACAUGAAAUCUGAAGGGACUUUUCGAAAGGCUACGUAGCCUGAAGGAAUUUUAAACGACUCGAUUUCUUUUUGCCUUAAAAAACUGUGAUGUUCACACUUAUGCAUUUGGUAGACGCUGACAUCCGAAGACACUUGCGGUGCAUUCAAGGUUUUUGUUCUCUGGGAAUCAAGCGCGUGACUUUGGCAUUGCUAGCGCUGUGCUCUACCAGUUGAGCUACGGGAAAACUCAUGUAGCAGAAACAAAAGGACUUUCUAUCUACAUUUUCUAUUAUUGCUGUACUAACAUAAAAGGUGAAGGAUUAAAAAAAGUUUGGAUUCUUCAAAACGUUUUCAGAGAUGGACCAUGUGUUUCUUCUACUUCUUAUGGCAAAGUCUCCAUCACUGCAUUAGUUAAGCGGACCCGGUAGAGUUCAAACAAAUCUUUGACUGAUAACUCCUAACCAAAUAUAAAUCCUUUCACUUUUUGCACUCAUCUAACAAUAUACAGCCAUAUUUUUAUAAGGGAUUGUUUAUGUGUAAUAUCGGUUUAAUAGUUUUAUGUUGGAGUGUAUAAAUGGAGUUUAAUAUAUAAAACGACACAUUACGCGGUAUGUUGUCGUUCACAUGUGAAAAUGGUGAGCCAGGAUCACAAAUUAAUUAUCAUUCUUACAAUUACGCUUUCAUUGUCUGUUCUCGUCCCUGAUUUUCAGUGUUGUGUGCGUAUUGAUGUAAAAAACAUUGGAAAAUCUCUUUAUCUGUUGGUCUCACCGGUUUCUAUGAGAAAGAAUUGAGAUUGUUAUAUGAAGUGUGUUUUAUGUGAUGUCAGUUUUCCAUCAUGUUAAAGGUCUAGCGAGUGAAGUUUUAGACAGCCGAAUCAGUAUUAACUUAUUUCCUUUGUGUUGUCAUAAUGAAUGAAAAACAGCUGGCACUGUUGUGUGUCAAAAGUAUGCAAAAGAUUUGCAAAUCAAGAGUCCCUUAUUAGAAAAAAAAACGUUUAUUGAACAAUCCAGACCUGUGUAAAGAGACAUUUUAAAGGGUGUGUAAAACAGUGGGAACUUUUGGAAUAAACCCAGAAUUUGUAAUGCAUUUGUCUUAACUGUGUCUCAGAAGAAUCUGCCUCCUCAUUUCUCUCCUGUUGGUUUUUCUCCUACAGUUCUGACUGAAAUCCAAACAAUAGUCAUUAUUAUUUCAAUAUUCUGAUCUUUCUAACAUUAGUAUAAAGCUCAGUAAAGAACAUGUAGGAUUAAAAGGAUAGUUCACCCAAAAAUGAAAAUCCUGUCAUCAUUUACUGACCCUCAUGUUGUUCUAACCUUGUCCAAAUGUCUUUGUUCUGCUGAACACAAAGGAAGAUGUUUGUAAGAAUGCUUGUAACAAAACAGAUCUCAUUCGCUAUUUACUGCCAUAGUAGGGAAAAUAAAUACUAUGGGAGUCAAUGGGGGAUGAGAUCUGUUUGGUUACUUACAUUCUUCCAAAUAUCUUCCUUUGUGUUCAGCAGAACAAAGAUAUGUAUACAGAUUUGGAACAAUAUGAGGGUGAGUAUUUUAUUUAGAAUCUCCAUUUUUUUGGUGAACUAUCCCUUUAACAGUAAAGACAUCUAAAAAAAGACAAAAACUGUAUGAAUUGCUCUUUUCUGUGGAACAAGAAAACCCUCACAAAAGAAAAGAAACUAAGUGUUUCUAUGCAAGGAAACAUACAUUUUGGAAUAUAGUAAUAUAGAACUUUUAUGGUGCUGAUAUUUAUUUUUGUCGUCUUAAGGGCUUUUAAGCCCCGAGUCACAGUAUGCUUUCAUUGUAUAAAAUAAAACCUCAGAUAUUAUUUGAAAAUGAUCAAAAUUAUAACUGAUAACUUUAAGUUUAGAGAAGAAUGAGUAACUUUUUUUCUUUGAACUGUUCCUUUAAAUUAAUAUUGUAUUUGAAGUACUGAUGUAAUAACACUUAUAAACUUCCUUGCCUUUAGCAUUCCCUAUAGUAAGAACAUUAGAAGUGUACAUCACUUGUACAUUUGUUCAGUCUUAAAUGUCAUCAUGUUUUAUUUAGUUCUCUAUAGUGUAAAUGAUGUAAGUGUCACCUACACAGUGGAGAAUACACAGCUGAGACCCCCGCAGCUGUAAGAGUGAGUGUGUCUUUCCUCAGGGAUUUUCAGAGGUGGUGAGAGAGAAUUGACUUUAUAAAAAGACGUGUUUUAUUUUUUGGAACGGUGUGGCAUUUGUAUAAGAUGAUUUGUAGCUUUUCUUUCAUCUGUUUUUGUAUUGAGACUAAAGUAUGUGCCAGAUAAAACUUUUCCCGAUGUCACAUUUUUUCUAUAAUAAAGUUUCGC